GGGUCCAGACUCCAAAAAGUGGUGUGCUCAAAACGGACGAUCCGAAGAAGACACCUCUCUCCUCUCUCUCUCUCUCUCUCUCUCUCUCUCUCGAAACUUCGUGUUUAGGUUGAUGAAUUCUUCACCGCUUUCUUUUUCUCUCUCUCAAGCAUAACUGGAAAUGGUAUUAUGUUAGUAAAGAACGAAUCCCUCUUUCUUGGUAGUCUUUUUCAACUAAAUUAUAACUGACGAUCUUUAAGCUGAAUUCCCUUGAUGGGUAUUUUUCUUUAGACUCCUCAAUCAGGUAAAAUUUGCAGAAGAGAAAGAAUCCCCUUUUGAGUCUAGUGUUCAGUCAGUGAGGCGAUCGAUAUCAUGGCUGUUGUUGAGAAUGGUGGGUCGAAUAAUCAUGUGGAACCAAACGAUGUUGAUCAGUCAAAAUCAUCGAUUUCGAAGUCGAGGUCGAGUGAUCAGCAUCAGAGUUCUGAUCAGCAGAAGAAGAUGACGACACCUAAUGGGAAUGGUGGUCUGUUAUAUGGUAACAGUGUCUCAAACAAUCAUCAGCAUCAGAUGGCGAUGAAUGGUGUUGAUCAGGAGGAAGAGGGUUUUAAAAAGGAAAUGAGGGAUUUGGCCGAAAUGCUGUCAAAAUUGAAUCCCAUGGCUGCAGAAUUUGUUCCCCCUUCGCUUUCCAACAACCAAACGAGGUCCUUUCUAGUACCACCAUCUCCUGCUGCUCACUUUGGUUAUGCCGCCAUCAACAAUUUCCUACUUCAAACUAACAACACCGCCUUCACAAAUGCCAAUUCCAAUGGAAAUUCUGCUAGACGGAAGAAGAGCAACUUCAAUCAUGGGAAGCGGAGGAUGAAUAGCCGAACUAGCAUGGCACAACGUGAAGAUGUCAUUAAGAGAACGGUCUAUGUGUCUGACAUUGAUCAUCAGGUAACUGAAGAGCAACUUGCAGCCCUUUUUAUUAAUUGUGGACAGGUUGUGGAUUGCCGUGUGUGUGGUGACCCUAAUUCCGUUCUUCGAUUUGCCUUUAUAGAGUUCACCGAUGAGGAAGGUGCAAGGAACGCAUUGAGUCUGGGUGGAACUAUGCUCGGAUACUACCCAGUUCGGGUGCUGCCUUCAAAAACUGCAAUUGCACCAGUGAAUCCAACUUUUUUGCCCCGGUCUGAAGAUGAAAGGGAAAUGUGUGCAAGAACCAUCUAUUGUACUAACAUCGAUAAGAAGGUCACUCAGGCAGAUGUGAAGCUCUUCUUUGAAUCACUUUGUGGCGAGGUCUACCGCUUAAGGUUGCUUGGAGAUUAUCAUCACUCAACUCGUAUUGCAUUUGUGGAGUUCGUGAUGGCUGAGAGUGCAAUUGCAGCUCUGAACUGUAGCGGUGUAGUAUUGGGAUCAUUGCCAAUAAGGGUGAGCCCUUCAAAGACCCCGGUUCGUCCACGUGCACCUCGACCUGUGGUGCACUGAACGGCCUGUGGUGCAUUAUUAUAGACUUAUCCACGGCCCGUAGCCAUAUCUGAACAUACAUAUGUAGGUAAACAGGAACGGCUUUAUGGUACUAUGUUGUUAUUUAUGUUUCUGGUUUCUGUCCGAAUUCAGAUACAUCCACGGAUUUGUGUUUAAAUGUUAAGAGUUUGGGCGAAGUUUGAGGCUUAACUUGGUUUAGAUCAUGACCAUGUUAUCACGUUGAGGUGUUUACGUUUAUCUUACGGAUUGUAUAUGAUAUAGACAGACGUUUUUCAACUGGUAAAACCUUGAGUUUGCUCUUCAUAAGUCACUAGAUUAAAUCCUCUGAAGACGAUAUGAGGAUUUGCGUGAUUGUUAACUUAGUAUCGAAUGGGAUUAGUGUCCGAC
Cynara cardunculus var. scolymus (artichoke) is the source of this 1830-nucleotide messenger RNA. RefSeq names its product polyadenylate-binding protein-interacting protein 12-like. The coding region runs from base 352 to 1443 and encodes 363 amino acids. Gene Ontology annotation, molecular function: RNA binding. The record is from RefSeq and is a predicted model, not a curated record. NCBI's taxonomy places the organism in Eukaryota, Viridiplantae, Streptophyta, Magnoliopsida, Asterales, Asteraceae. The transcript has 11 exons.